AUGAAGAUAAACAGACGCACAUCAUGCGGCAGAAGAAGGUUAGCAACGCUACGGAUUAUUUAGCUAACGAUACAUGUAUUUAAAGGUAACAUUUUCCUCCGUGUGCUGCAUAUUUUCCGUCUCUAAGUCUAAUAAUAUCCAGGCGCUCACUUUGACUAACACACACUCUCAGGAUGGUGUCGUACAAGCUGCUGAACCCUGAAGAUGUGCAGUUUUCCAGUGCCGUUCUGUCCGAAGAGCCGGUCCGGGAAGAACAUCCAGUGCGUGAGCCAGAGGAAGCGUCGCUGCUCCCUCGGCGCCGUGGCUGCUCCGGCACCACGGCGCUGCUGGUGAUCGGCUGCCUGCUGCUGCUGCUCUGUGGAGGCUGGGUGCUGGGCACCAUGUUCUGGCUGCACCGUCCCUCCAGCACCCAGCCGUACAGACGUCCGUCACCGGCCUCUGGACACGCUCCAGACUCUCGAGUAGAAACGGGAGUAAACGACACUGCAGCAGCCGUUUCCCGCCGCGAGGCCUGCAGCUUAAUCCCCGAGGCGUGGAGGUUCGACUGCUACCCAGAGAGAGGGGUGGUUGUGACCCGAGAGCUGUGUGAGGCGAGGAACUGUUGCUUCAUCCCAGCAUCCUCUCCCUCCUCCUCUGCAUCCCGCCCAUCAGGGAGGAACGGCAUCCCGUGGUGUUUCUACCCCGAGGACUUCCCUUCAUACUCGCUUGUGUCGAUGAAUGACACAUCGCUGGGACAAAAAGGGACGCUCGUACGGGAGGUGAAGACCUACUACCCUGCGGACAUCCUCACUCUAGAGGUGGAGAUACGACACGAGACGGACUCAAGACUACGAGUCAGGAUUACCGACCCGGCUAAUUCUCGGUUCGAGGUUCCCAUCUCCGUUCCCGCUGCCACGAAGAAAGCAGACAGUCCAGAAUACAUCGUGGAGAUUUCCAAGCAACCGUUUGGUCUCAUCGUGAAGAGGAGAUCUACAGGAGCAGUGCUUCUGAACACCACGGUGGCUCCUCUCCUCUUCGCGGAUCAGUUCCUCCAGCUCUCCUCCUCCCUGCAGAGUCAGUUCAUCUACGGGCUGGGAGAGCAUCGAUCCUCCUUCCUGCACGACGUGCACUGGAACACGCUCACCAUGUGGGCCAGGGACGUGCCCCCCACGGAACAGACCAACCUGUAUGGAGCUCAUCCAUUUUACCUGGCCAUGGAGGAGGGGGGGGACGCACACGGCUUCUUCCUGCUGAACAGCAACGCCAUGGAUGUGGCCCUGCAGCCGGCCCCCGCCCUCACCUGGCGCACCAUUGGAGGAAUCCUUGACUUUUACGUCUUCCUCGGGCCUGAUCCUGCUUCAGUGAUUGGACAGUAUGUGGAAGUCAUCGGUUACCCAGCGAUGCCCAUCUACUGGGCUUUAGGCUACCAUCUCUGUCGCUGGGGCUACAACACGAGCGACUCCACCUGGGAGAUGGUCAAGAGCCUGAGGAAUUAUAAAAUACCCCAGGACGUCCAGUGGAACGACAUCGACUACAUGGAUCAGUUCAUGGACUUCACCUUUGACUCCAAAACGUUCGGCACACUGCCCGACAUGGUGAAAGAUUUGCAUGUUCAUGACCAGCGCUACGUCAUGAUUCUGGACCCCGGGAUCAGCAGCUCUCAGCCUGAGGGAUCUUACUGGCCGUACGACGAGGGGCUGAAGAGAGACGUCUUUAUUAAAGACGCCGAAGGAAAGACACUCAUCGGGAAGGUGUGGCCGGGUCUCACAGCUUAUCCUGAUUUCUCGAAUGAAGUGACUCAUGAAUGGUGGUACGAAAACCUUCUGAGGUUCCAUGAGAAGGUGCCAUUUGAUGGGUUAUGGAUUGACAUGAAUGAGCCGUCAAAUUUCGUGGAUGGAUCUACUAAUGGCUGUCCUUCAAACAGUCUGGAGAAUCCUCCUUACACACCUGGUAUACUAGGAGGUUUGCUCCGAGCCAAAACUUUGUGUGCCACUGCCCAGCAGAAGCAGUCCAUUCACUACAAUAUGCACAGCCUCUAUGGACUCAUGGAAGCUAAGGCGUCUGCAAGCGCCAUGAAGCGGAUCGUGGCGAAGAGACCGUUUGUGAUCUCUCGCUCCACCUUCCCCUCUCAGGGCAUGUACUCCGGUCACUGGCUGGGAGACAACAGGAGCCAGUGGAAAGACAUGUACACUUCUAUAGCAGGUAUGUUGACCUUUAACCUCCUGGGCAUCCCUCUGGUGGGGGCAGAUAUCUGUGGUUUCAGCGAGGAGCCGCAGGAGGAGCUGUGUGUCCGCUGGACGCAGCUGGGAGCUUUCUACCCCUUCACACGCAACCACAACGCCAUCGACAUGCGGCCUCAGGACCCCACAGCGUUCAGCCCUCUGGCUCGGACAGCGAUGAAGCAGGCUCUGCUGCUGCGAUACUCUCUCUUCCCCGUCCUCUACACACUCUUCCAUCACGCACAUGUUCACGGACACACUGUCGCACGGCCGCUCAUGUUUGAGUUUCCAAAAGAUGUGAAAACCUACGGGAUCGACAAACAGUUCCUGUGGGGGAAGAGUUUGUUGGUGACACCAGUGCUGGAUCCUGAAGUGGACUAUGUGGACGGAUACUUCCCAGAGGGUCUGUGGUAUGACUACUACACGGGCGACUCUCUGCACAGUCAGGGGGAAGACCUUCGACUGAACGCUCCUCUGGAUAAGAUCAACCUGCAUCUGCGUGAGGGCUCCAUUACUCCAACACAGGCGCCCAACCUGACGCUGUGGGUGAGCAGCGGGCAGCCGCUCCACCUGGUGACGGCGCUCUCUGAGGGCGGAGCGGCCAGCGGGGAUCUGUUCUGGGACGACGGAGAGACCAUCGACACCUACGAGAACAACCUGUACUCCUACAUCCUGUUCAGCGUCGCUCAGAACGUGAUGACGUCACAGGUUCUGCAUAGCAACGUGGAGGCAACCUACAUCACCGUGGAGACGGCCUCCUUCUACGGCGUGAAGCAGAAACCGAGCAGAGUGACGGUGAACUCCCAAGAUGCAACGUUCACCUACAGAGACAACCAGGUGUUAACAGUUGCAGAUCUCGGUCUCAACCUCAGUCAGAACUUCACCAUCAGCUGGAUGUUUUGAAUCAGACGUUUUUAUUUAAUUGUUGGUUUUAUUUGCUGUUAAAGUCUCAAGCUGGUACUCUGUACAGUCUUUAUGUUUUAGGGAAGUGAUGAUGUGUAGCUCUGUACUCCAGGACAGUGGAGGUUAAAGAAAGGCAAGGCACGUUUAUUUUCAAAGGCACAUUUCAGCAAUGAAAAAAUGCUUUAGAUUAACCAUAAAAAGCAGUGGGAUGAGGUGCAAGACAAUCACAUUAUAAAAUGACAUUCAAUUGGAAUUAAAAACCUUAUAUAAAAGAAGACAACCAAUAAAAUGGAUGAUAACUGGUUAACAUUUUAAUUAUCAUAUUUGUUUUGGGUGAAAAGACUCAAGGACCUUUUUUUUUCUUUUUUUUCUUGAGGCGUCAAUUUUAAACUGUCAAUCUGAUUUGGUUGCAAACACACUGAAAUCAAAGUUCAGAUUCAUCACUUUAACCUCUGAGUCAUUGUUUCAUGCCAUAAUGUGCUGGAGUACAGAGACAAAACAAGCUCUCUGUAUGUCAGAACAUACGAACUGAUACUCUGGAGUGAGUCAGGUCAAAACACACACACAAAGGCUGUUGAAACCACAACAUGCAGCCAUUGACCUGCAGUAGUCUGGACACUGCUUUCAAAUAUCUAAUGUAUUGCCUGUCAACACGUCGCUGAACUAUCCUCUGAUUCAAACCAAAAGCUUGUUUUAAAUUCUCAUCAGCAGAAGGAUUAUGUGCAAUACGAGAAAGAGAGGACGAUGUACCUUUCUAGAAUUGGAGUCUGAAUAUAUUUCAUGAUGUGCUUGAGUGUGUCUUUACAGCUUAUUGUUGCACUGAUUAAUUCUGCAGUGUUGUGAAGGUAGAUGCAGGUGCCUUAUGAUUCCUGUUUGUGAGCGUCACUGGGUUUAAAAAUGCUGCUGGCUGAUAGUACUUCUGCCAUGCAUGAGGAUUACUUUAAUGCAUUAUUGCAGAAUACUACAACAGCCAUUCAUGUUCUGCGUCAUGCUACUGUGAGCUUUCGCUGAUACAUUUCUGUUUGUGCAAUCUUUUUGCUUAACUUUGACCGUAAUGCUGUGAAAUCUGAUUUGAAUUUAUAGUCACAGAACAUGGCUGAGAAGAGCUUGCACCUUUUCAAAGCAGAUCGUCAAUGCAUUUGUGCUUUAAAAAAACAAAACAAAUAUUUCUACGCAUGUAAAAUACGAUGCAAAGUUUAUUUUACUCUGUUGUGUCAAGGUAACUGUUAUUGUGCCUCAAAAAAUGCAGUAUUUUUCAUCAAUUGUUGUUUAUUUUUUGCUUUUUAUGAACAAAAUAAAAGCUAUUCGAGCUCUAA
Notothenia coriiceps (black rockcod) is the source of this 4417-nucleotide messenger RNA. RefSeq names its product alpha glucosidase 2 (gene gaa2). The transcript is spliced from 21 exons. The coding region runs from base 174 to 3101 and encodes 975 amino acids. The record is from RefSeq and is a predicted model, not a curated record. Gene Ontology annotation, molecular function: carbohydrate binding; alpha-1,4-glucosidase activity. Lineage: Eukaryota; Metazoa; Chordata; Actinopteri; Perciformes; Nototheniidae. Gene Ontology annotation, biological process: carbohydrate metabolic process.